AAAAGCGAAAAUGAAAUCCGAACAAGGCUUCACAAUUGACAGAGAAGGGUGGACAGAAGAAGAAGAAGAAGGGAAAAAUGCAGAUUUGCAGAACUUAGUAAGCCCCUGGAGCUCUAUCUCAUGUCCGUCCUUCAUUUCUUGAUUUUGCUUAUCGCGUUGGGGUUGGGGUUUCCUGGUUUGGAUUCUCGUCUCGUAAUGGCGCUCCAAUUCCCACAUAGAAAGCUCGCAGACGCUCCGUGUCCUUUGAAUUUCGAUGCUUUACGCGAACUCGUUCACGGUUCGAAUCGACUCGACUUUCCAGAUGUAUCCGCCAAGUGUCAAUACGUUCUUCAAGGUCUCCGUCUGGUUGAGUCUCUGUAUCUUCAAACCAGUGGGUUCUUCCUUCCUCCGUUAAAUGCCUCCGAGGCAUGUUGGGAUUCAUACCAAUCCUUAAUCGAUGAAAUCAUCCCCGACUUCGACAUUCUCUUCUCUUGCGGUUUCCAGACCAGCUGGAUUUCCGAGGGUUGUAUGGAUAUUACGUCUCGUUCGCAGUUUGAAUCAAUAGUUCCCCAGUCCUCUUUGCUGGAAGUCGAGCAUUACUGCAACCAGGCCCUUGAGAAUGGCUCUCCCUGCGCUUCGUGCACUACAAUUCUGUCCAGCCUCCAAGCAGCUUACUUGCGCGGCCCUCAAGUUGGGAACGUCUCGGCCUGUACUGGAUACCCGUCAAUCUAUGCUGCCGGUAACGUUAAUCGAUUUGGGCCGACUGACAAAGGGACUGCCAUGUGUUUGUUCUCUCUCUAUUUCUCUUCCUCUACUUCGAGCAACAACAGUCGCAAGACCCUGAUUAUUGGGGUUGUGAUAGGCGGUAGUGUUGGCUUGCUGGGUGUAUUACUGGGCUUUUGGUUUCUAAGGAGAAGGUAUACGAAACGGAGGAAGAGGAAGAUGUUUGUCAAAAUUACUCGGACAAGUUCAUUUUCGGAGUUGGAAUUGAUUAGUGGGAGUACGAGUCUUAUUAAGUUCACGUUCGAUGAAAUCAAACAGGCUACGAGGAAUUUUUCAAGGGAUAACAUAAUUGGUAAGGGAGGUUAUGGUAAUGUUUAUAAGGGAACUCUACAGGAUGGGUCUGAGGUUGCAUUUAAGAGGUUUAAGAACUGCUCUGCUUCAGGGGAUGCCAGCUUCACCCAUGAAGUUGAGGUUAUUGCCAGUGUUCGGCAUGUAAACCUUAUUGCUCUCAUAGGAUACUGCACUGCCACUACUCCUUUUGAGGGCCACCAGAGGAUCAUCGUAUGCGAUUUGAUGCGCAACGGAAGCCUCGAUGACCAUUUGUUUGGAUCAACAGAGAUGAAGCUUAGUUGGCCAAUCCGCCAGAAAAUUGCACUUGGGACGGCGAGGGGGUUGGCUUACUUGCAUUACGGGGCACAACCAGCCAUCAUCCACAGGGAUAUUAAGGCUAGUAAUAUCCUAUUGGACGAGAUGUUUGAGCCCAAAUUGGCAGAUUUUGGCUUCGCAAAGUUUACACCAGAGGGGAUGACCCAUCUGAGCACCAGGGUGGCUGGGACACUGGGUUAUGUCGCCCCUGAGUAUGCUCUGUAUGGGCAAUUAACCGAGAGAAGUGAUGUUUACAGCUAUGGGGUUGUGCUUCUUGAGCUUUUGAGUGGGAAGAAGGCCAUUAUUAGUGCUAAUGGUGGCCGUACCUCCCUUUUGGCGGAUUGGGCUUGGUCCCUGGUGAGAGAAGGGAGAGCUUUAGAUGUCAUCGAAGACGGUAUGCCUGAGUUGAGUUCUAAAGAAGUCAUGGAGAAGUACGUUCUGGUUGCUGUUCUUUCUUCCCAUCCGCAUUUAUAUGUUAGGCCAACUAUGGAUCAGAUUGUGAAGAUAUUGGAGACUGAUCUGCCAGUUCCCUCAAUACCAGAACGCCCUAUUCCUAUUGUAGCGGAGAUUAGUGCUAUUGAGAGAUCAGUGAAUGGUAGCAGCUCACGUCAGUUGUCUAGUUCUGCUGGCUACCAGUCCUUCAUCUUUGAGGACAACAAUCCAAAUUCUGAGAAGAGGAAAACUCAGUACUGGAGAACCAAAGAACGGAGUAAGAUGAUCUGACAUGAAUGAUCAUCACCAACUCUCCAAUAAUUGCUUGCUUC
Molecule: messenger RNA, 2111 nt
Organism: Telopea speciosissima
Lineage: Eukaryota; Viridiplantae; Streptophyta; Magnoliopsida; Proteales; Proteaceae
Product: probable LRR receptor-like serine/threonine-protein kinase RKF3
Exons: 2
Coding region: 121-2070 (649 amino acids)
Biological process (GO): protein phosphorylation
Molecular function (GO): ATP binding; protein kinase activity
Source: RefSeq, a predicted model, not a curated record